Messenger RNA from Macrosteles quadrilineatus (aster leafhopper), 2020 nucleotides. RefSeq lists its product as uncharacterized. The record is from RefSeq and is a predicted model, not a curated record. The coding region runs from base 87 to 1928 and encodes 613 amino acids. NCBI's taxonomy places the organism in Eukaryota, Metazoa, Arthropoda, Insecta, Hemiptera, Cicadellidae. The transcript is spliced from 2 exons.
CUAAGAGAGUUGAGGUUAGAGGUUAUGUUUGUUUGGUAUUCAAGCUACUUUAUACUCGUUUAGCCUACUCAAGUGCUUUUUUUAAAAUGUUAGAAAGUGAAAGUCCUGACGACGAAGGCCUAGGUAAAGAAACAAAUAAACGAAAAAGAGGUGUACGAAAUAUUGAAAAAUAUAAAGUGAAUGUUAUUAAAAAGGCCAGAAUUCGAGGAGAUGAAUACGUCAACUACAAAGGAAAUGUUACAGAAGCACGUACAACUGGAAUACCAUGCACGUGCAGAAUGAAAUGUUUUGAACGUAUAACUGAAGAGGAUCAAUUAGAUAUUCUAAAUAGAGGAGGAAGCUUUCAAAACAAAGAUGAACAAGAUUUAUUUUAUCAGUCAUUAAUAGAAGCCCAUCCUGUUAAAACUAGAAGAUCAAGAGUUACUACACAAACUGAAGAAGAACCUAAGCCUAAGCAUUCUGUUGCACAUGAAAGUUCUUUUACCUUUCAUGUACUGGUUGGUGAAAAAAGAACUAAAGUUUGCAAAAAGGCUUUUUUGAGUUUGUAUGGAAUAGGCGAUAAAAAGGUUAGAAGACUUAAAAAUUUACUUUUAAAAGGUAAGUCGCCUAGAGACUUAAGAGGACAGCAGAUGAAUAGGAAAACGUUUCCUAAAGAUUAUACGGAUCAAAUAAAAAAGCACAUUGAGUCCUUCCCUUUAAAAAUAAGUCACUACUCAUCUAAGGAAAUUAAGUACUUAGAUGCCAACCUUGAUAUCAAGAAAAUGUACAAUCUGUUCUUAGACAAAUUUGAGGGAAGCGAUGUAGUUUAUAGCUACUAUUAUAAAGUAUUUAAAGAGCAUUUUAACUAUCGGUUUGGAAGGCCCCAGAUUGACACAUGCUGUGAGUGUGAAAUGCUUAAUACUCGCAUUAAAAACCCUCAACUAAAUGAGACUGCUAAACGAGUAGCUGAAGCACAGCUAUUAGUUCACAAGAAGCGUAGUAACAAAUUUUAUAAAUCAAUUAGUGAGACCAAAGAUUACUGCGCCUCACACAAAAACGCUUUACUUUUAUGUUUUGACUACUGUGCUAACAUAUCUUUGCCAACCCUUCCAGUUCAGGACGUGUAUUACCUCAGACAGUUGUCAGUUUACCCAUUCGCUAUUCACAAUAGCAAUAAUGACUCAGCAACUUUUUACCUAUACCAUCAAGGUGUUGCUGCUAAAGGUUGCAAUGAAGUUUGCUCUUUCAUACAAAAAUACAUUAAUGACAAUGUACCUGCAAAUGUUGAUGAAUUGUACCUAUACAGUGAUAACUGCACAGGUCAAAACAAAAACCACACCAUGAUCAGGUUUUUGCAAUAUCUCAUAGACAGUGGAAGAUUUAAAAAAAUUGUGUAUCGACUUCCAAUAAGAGGACACUCGUACCUGCCAUGUGAUAGGGUAUUCGGCGUUGUAAAAAGAAAAUUAAGAAGAUGCGAUCGCUACUAUACCGUAAAAGAGGUAACGGAAAUGAUAAUAAGUGCUUCAGUACAAGGGAAGUUUACGGUGGACUUGGUAGACAAAGAUGACAUUUUGGAUUUCCAAAAGUGGUGGCCCAACUUUUAUAAAAAAAGCACUUUCUCAGAGGAAACCAAAACUGAAAAGAGGGGGAAAAGGGAGUAUUUUACCAUAACUUCUUAUCAUGAGUUUUCUUUUCACCAUUCCAAGAAAGGUCAAGUGGUUGUUUCGGAUUUUAUUGGUGGAUUUCCUUCAAAGACCUUUAAUCUUGCUAACCAAUCAAAUCAACAGGUUGAAAUUUCACCUCCCACUGACAUUCUGUAUAAAGAAAAAGUUCCUAUACCAAAGAAGAAAAUGGAUGACAUCAAGAAGCUUGUCCAAUACGUUCCUCAAGAACACCUAGCCUUUUACCAUGAGCUUGUUUGUUGGCCAACAAUUGAGAAAGACAGUUAAAUAAGACUUUUUCUAACUCGAUUCUAUUUUAACUCAUUAUGAAAUGUAAUAAUGUGUGUUUUUUUUACCAAAAAUAAAUUUGUAUUUUAGUC